AUGGAUUCUAAAAUGGUGCUUGACCUUUUGGUGUCGCUGGACGACGACACGCUGCAUUUCAUUAUCGGCGAGCUGAUGCAGAGCAAGCCGGAGCUGGCACCUGGCCUUGUGACCUUCGCUUGCCCAGAGCUAACAUAUGCACCAGCCAAAGCCGUGACGCAAAGGAGAUGUAAUGGCGUCGUGUUGACAGUUAGCAAAAAUGACAUGAGUUUCAUUCGUUGUCCCGAACUUCGGCAAGUUUUUGAAUGCGAUGUAUGUGUGGCACCUGAGCACAUAGCCGGCUUUAGAGAGGGCCAGUGUGUCAGCUUUGCUGUAACGCUUAAUGAUUCGUCCGAGCCCCAAGCAAUCGACUUGCAGACCGACCCGCCUACUCCUCCAAGCUUCAUGUCCAGAUCCAUGGGAGAGCCUGGGAUGAUCACCUCGACAGCCGCGACAGCCGCGAGUCCCAUGAUGGCAACGGCCAAUGCGAGUGCCAAUGCCAGCUCGAUCCCCGCAGCAGGCGCAGGUGUCGUGGUGCCGAGGAGGGUCUACAGCACCAAGGGGGGAACCGUCAGGAUGGAGGAGUUUUCGGGUCCGGCCAAAGAUGCCCCCGGAGCCCCCAUGGAUGCCAAGGGCAUGGACGCUGCGGCGGCGAAUCUGGCCAAAGGCAAUGUAGAGGAGCUAGGUGAGUAUUUUGGCUUUGUGAAGGCCUAUGAUGCACAGAAGGGCUUCGGCUUCAUCAUGUGCAAGCCUCUGAAGGAUUACUACUACAGCGACGUCUACGUUCACGGAGAUGGCUGUGCAGGUUUCCAAGUGGGUUCUGAGGUGAAGUUCGAGGCGUAUUUGUACAACGGGAAGUUGCAAGGACGCGAAGUCCAAGAUGCGACCGGUCAGGUGGGGUCUGCCGGAGGUCUCCCCGAAGAGCUGGGAAUUUUCAUCGGAGAGUUCAAGUGUUUCAAUUUCGAGCGUGGCUUCGGAUUUAUCAGCUGUGACCAGCUGCGGGUGCAAGGAUACCCAGGAGACGUGUUUAUACAUCAUUCUCAGAGAGGUGAAUUUCAACCUGGCGACACGGUUGCGUUCACUGCAGUGUCAAUGGAAGACGGCAGGCUUUUAGCAAAAGAUCUCCAGGAUCCGCAAACAGCAUUGGCCGGCGACGUCGAAAAGGGCAUGGCCGUCCUUGACCACAUGCAGGUCAUGCAGCAGCUCCCCGAGCCCAAACAGAAAAAAGUGAGCUUGUACUAG
This is a messenger RNA of Symbiodinium sp. CCMP2456, 1221 nucleotides long. The record is from the annotation of a GenBank genome assembly. Lineage: Eukaryota; Dinophyceae; Suessiales; Symbiodiniaceae.